CCUCCUCAUGCCGAACAAAAGUCUGCCUUGUUUCUUCUUCCUGUCAUUGUUUUGGUUAUUUCACGUCAAGCUUCGCCAUGAGCGCUAAGACCAGCAACGAGGAACCUUUGACAAGCCCUUUGUGGCAUCGUGCACUGCAGCGAUACCGAAAAGAGCUUGACCAAAAUGAUGAUUACCAGUCUGUCACGGAAAUCGCGUCGCUCACUGAUCUCCUGAAUCACACCAAGACGAUUGAAAAUAGGCUUCCCCGAGAUCGAGUUGCCAUUGGCUCAUUACAGCGACUUGGGCCGACGCUAAAAUUUGUGGAUGACUUUUCGGCUGUAAUUGCAGUUUGUUUUGGGGCUGAUGCCAAACUCACAGCCUUUGUAUGGGGCAGUAUACGCUUGAUGUUGACUUUGGCGUCUGCUGCAGGUGACACUCUCAAGGAUGUCAUCGAUAUGCUCGAAGAGCUAAGCCUUACGUUGCCAAGACUAAGAACUUACGAAACCAGUUUCGAAAUGGAACGAGGGCUUGAAGCUGCUUUAGUCGACGUUUAUACCGAAGUCAUAUGCUUCUACGCACGUUGUAUUCACUUUUUCCGAUCACACCCAUCCGUGCUACUACGACGUGGCGCUUGGGAAGACUUUCGUGACGACUUCGCUCGCACGCUUCGACGCGUCCGACGGCUCUCUGCGACGGUGGAGAGCGAAGCGGACUUUGCUCGCAUGGAGCGUGACCGGGGAAAGUACGACGAGGUUCUAGGACUAAUGGAAAAACUCAAGGAGACAAAACUUCAGGAGCAUGAGCAAAAGCGAUAUCACUAUAUCCCUUCUACGCUCAGUCCUAGGUUCUGGGGUCGGGAAGACGCUCUGGACGCUGUUGAAGAGUCGCUAUCGCCCAAGCAGAAGUCUCAUCAGCUCAAAACAUUCGCACUCUACGGCAUGGGAGGCGUUGGAAAAACUCAGAUCGCUUUGCAGUAUGCCAAACGUCAUCGGGAAUCAUUCAGUAUCAUCCUUUGGGUCGCAGCUGAUAAUGUCAUUAACAUGGGACAAAGCUUCCGCGAGAUUGCGAAGUUGCUCGGUUUGUCCCACACUGAGCAGGAGUUGCAGGACACGCAAGGUUGCAUGCUGAAAGUGAAGAGCUGGCUCACUGAAGCCUCUGAUCCCUGGAUACUCAUCUUCAACAACGCGGAUAAUCUUGAAGUACUACGACACGCUUGGCCCACCAAUGGGGAAGGAUCGGUACUCAUAACCACACGAGAUGCGAACGCUGUUCACAGUCCGGCUACGAAGGGUUUCCAUGUACAACCUUUCGAUGCUACUGAUGGAUCCGAUCUGUUGCUCAACCUCCUGGGCCUUGAUCAUACCUCGCUGUUGAACCGCGAGAAAUCAGUCGAGAUCACCAAAGCCCUCGGAGGCCUGCCUUUGGCUCUGACUCAGAUCGGGGGCUUCAUAGUGCAGCGCAAGCUGGCUCUUCGUGACUUCCUGCCGUUAUACGAGCGCAACGCUUCCAAAAUCGACGCUCGUCAGACUAGCAUAACUGGUUACGAGCAUACAUUGAGCACGGUAUGGGAGAUGUCUAUGAGCAGGCUCGAGGGAGAUACUCAAACACUGUUCAACAUGCUACCGUAUUUUCAACCGGAUGGCGUUGAUGAAACGAUCCUAUCCCAGGGCUCGGUAUCUCUUGAUGAUCCUGCAUAUGGAUUUCUUCACGAUGAAAUGGAUUUGGGAGAUGCGGAAGAGGUCCUUUUACGGACCGGUCUCGUGGACAAGAAUGCGGAAGACGCAGUUUUGUCGAUUCAUCGUCUCAUACAAGCUGCCAUUCUUCGUAAUCAGUCUCCAGAGAUUCGUAAGAACAUAUUUCACAUUGUUGUUUGCAUCUUGAGUUGGGCAUUUCCCGAUACGUGGAGCGAGGACGUCGGUCAUCAGUUUCAAUCGUGGGCAAAUUGCGAAAAGUGUCUUCCACAUGUCAACCAUUUGGUCGCCCAACGAGAGAAACACAAAAUAGGCCUUACCUCUCCUCAGAGUUACGGCGAAUUGCUCCUGCGGUGCAGUUGGUACCUCUACGAACGGGAAUGUUAUGAUAUCGCUAAGACCCUGAUUAUCGCAGCCCUGGAGACCUUCGAAGAGAAAAGCACUCUAUCUUAUGCCAGUGCUAUUGACCUUUCUGGGCUCUUGGACCUGGACAUGAACAACGCAAAAGGAGCCCUGCGGCCGUUUGAGGAGGCGUUUGCAAUCCGUAAGCAACUACUAGGACCAACAGACGGCAUGAUUGCGUCAAGUCUCAACAACAUAGCUCUCGCGUAUACCGAGAUGGACGAACUUGACAAAGCUUAUUCCGCACACAAGGAGGCCAUUGGUAUUCGACUUAGCACGAACAGUGAUAGGAUCGGAAACUCUUACAGCAAUAUGUCGAGUCUGCUUUUGAAGAUGAAGAGGCCUGAGGAAGCAGAGGAAAUGCUCAAGCGAUGCCCAUCGCUCAAAGACUUCACAGACGAAACAUUCAUCAAGACUGGCAAUCCGCGAUUCUCAGGGGAUAUGGUCCUCCUCUCACGUAUACGAAUCCAGCAAGGUAGACUCGACGAGGCUCUUCGUCUUGCGUCGAAGGCUCUGGUCUUUCGGCAGACGUUGUUGGGAAACCGUUUGAAGACGUGCGAUUCAUUGUACGACGUGGCUUCUCUGUUGCACAUGCAUGGUAACACAGCAUCCGCUAUUGAGCUUCUAGAUCAGUUGACGAAUACUGCUGGCUCCAUACCCGAAGGCAAAGGUCAGCUUGCCCGAGCUUACUUCAAGCUUGCCGUUCUACAAGAAGAAAGGGGAAGACUUGGAGAAAGUCAUACUUAUAAGGAGAUGGCAGAAGGUCUGAGGGCUGAGUUGAACCCAGAAUCUGCAGAGGCACCGUUCAUCGAGGAAGAGUUCAUGAAACUCUGUGUAUGGAUGUUAUGGUAGUACAACCGACAACGAUACUUUGGCCCUCUUAGAACACAGUCGACUGCGGUUCCAUCCUUCUGAAAUAACAAUGGCACUCGAUAUAUGCGACGAGAAGAAGAAAUGCAUGAGGUUUCUAGCUGUAGGUGCAACCUCCUGUGUGAUCAUGUCCCUAGCUAUCUCCACACUUGAAUUCCAUCUGACUCGCCUUUCCUACUUGUUCACACUGACGUACAUACAAUGCCGAGUCCCGGC
Messenger RNA from Dothidotthia symphoricarpi CBS 119687, 3161 nucleotides. RefSeq names its product TPR-like protein. Gene Ontology annotation, molecular function: ADP binding; protein binding. Bases 78 to 2927 code for a protein of 949 amino acids. The record is from RefSeq and is a predicted model, not a curated record. The transcript is spliced from 6 exons. Lineage: Eukaryota; Fungi; Ascomycota; Dothideomycetes; Pleosporales; Dothidotthiaceae.